CCAAUAUCUUUUAAACACGGAAAAGCACUUCAAACUCAAAUCACCAACUACCUAAUACUGUGCUCCAAGGCAGUUUAACUUCCUUCAUCCUAAACCACCACCAAUCCAUGGCUGCCACGGUUUCAACAGUGCCAACUGUUAACAGAACUCCGUUGAGCUUGAACGGCUCUGGUUCUGGAGGUUUGGUACCAAGCUCAGCCUUCCUAGGCAGCAGUUUGAAGAAGGUGAGCUCAAGAUUCACCUACCCAAAGGUUGUAUCUGGAAACUUUAAGGUUGUUGCUGAGACCAGUGAAGAGAAGCAGACCGAAAAGGACAAGUGGAAAGGCCUUGCCUUCGACACAUCUGAUGACCAGCAAGACAUCACCAGAGGAAAAGGAAUGGUUGAUACUCUUUUCCAAGCUCCCACGGGGACUGGAACUCACCAUGCUGUUUUGAGCUCAUACGAAUACAUUAGUACUGGGCUUCGGCAAUACAACUUGGAUAACAGUAUGGAUGGUUUCUACAUAGCUCCAGCUUUCAUGGACAAACUUGUGGUUCACAUCACCAAAAACUUCAUGUCCUUGCCUAACAUCAAGGUUCCUCUCAUUCUGGGUGUUUGGGGAGGCAAAGGUCAAGGUAAAUCUUUCCAGUGUGAGCUUGUCUUUGCCAAGAUGGGAAUUAGCCCCAUCAUGAUGAGUGCUGGAGAACUGGAAAGUGGGAAUGCAGGAGAGCCGGCAAAAUUGAUCAGGCAAAGGUAUCGUGAGGCAGCAGACAUCAUUAGGAAAGGAAAAAUGUGCUGCCUCUUUAUCAAUGAUCUUGAUGCGGGUGCAGGUAGAAUGGGUGGAACUACCCAAUACACUGUGAACAAUCAGAUGGUGAAUGCUACCCUUAUGAACAUUGCUGAUAACCCAACAAAUGUCCAGCUUCCGGGCAUGUACAACAAGGAGGACAAUCCCCGUGUCCCCAUCAUAGUCACUGGCAAUGACUUCUCCACAUUGUAUGCUCCUCUCAUUCGUGAUGGUCGUAUGGAGAAAUUCUAUUGGGCUCCCACCCGGGAUGACCGGAUUGGUGUUUGCCUUGGUAUCUUCAGGAGUGACAAUAUUGCCGAGGAGGAUGUUGUCAAGAUUGUUGAUACAUUCCCUGGCCAAUCUAUUGACUUCUUUGGUGCCCUAAGAGCUCGAGUUUACGACGAUGAAGUGAGGAAGUGGAUAUCAGGUAUUGGAGUACAGAGCAUUGGAAAGAGUCUUGUGAACUCAAAGGAUGGUCCCCCAACCUUUGAGCAGCCAAAAAUGACUCUUGAAAAGCUCCUAGAGUAUGGUAACAUGCUUGUCCAGGAACAGGACAAUGUGAAGAGAGUUCAAUUGGCAGACCAGUACAUGAGUGAAGCAGCUCUUGGAGAUGCAAACAAAGAUUCCAUCAAUAGAGGAACUUUCUAUGGCAAGGCAGCCCAACAAGUUCAUGUGCCUGUCCCUGAAGGUUGCACUGAUCCAUCUGCAUCAAACUUUGACCCAACUGCCAGGAGCGAUAAUGGUAGCUGCCAGUAUUGAGUUUAAGCCCUUUACAGCCUUCUAGAUACGAGGCUAUUUAAAUUCUGUUUGAGAGUGCGUGGACUUAUUAAUAUCUAGGAUUGCUGACUUUUCUCAAUAUUGAGAGGCAUUCCUGGUUUCUUUGUAAUGUAUACUUUUACCAUAUUUAGUGCUUUUUUUACACGCAUCUUUGAUUU
Messenger RNA from Quercus lobata, 1702 nucleotides. RefSeq names its product ribulose bisphosphate carboxylase/oxygenase activase, chloroplastic-like. Lineage: Eukaryota; Viridiplantae; Streptophyta; Magnoliopsida; Fagales; Fagaceae. Gene Ontology annotation, molecular function: ATP binding; ribulose-1,5-bisphosphate carboxylase/oxygenase activator activity; ATP hydrolysis activity. The record is from RefSeq and is a predicted model, not a curated record. The transcript has 7 exons. Bases 108 to 1526 code for a protein of 472 amino acids. Gene Ontology annotation, cellular component: thylakoid; chloroplast stroma.